AUCUUCGCACAGGUGUACCACCACAAAGUUAUGAAAGUCACUAGCGACUUGUAUUACCACGUGUAGCUUGUGGCUGUAAUGCGUGCUUUUAGAAAAUAUAAUUAAUUUUGUCCCAAUUUUAUUCAUUAAUUAUGUCUAAACUCUAUGUGUUAUUCGAGCACGCCGCCGGCUAUGGAGUCUUCAAAGUCCAAGAAUUUGAAGAAAUUGGUAUGCUUUUACCCCAGUUGGAAGCAGCUAUACAUGACUUAGCCCGCUUUAAUAGUGUUGUUCAACUUGAGGGCUUUUCACCUUUUAAAACUGCAAUUUCGGCCUUGGAAAGUAUCAAUGCCAUUUCGGAGGGUAUUGUACCUGAAGACUUGUUACACUUUUUGGAUAUCACAGUCCCAAAAAGUAAGAAAAAGAAUAAGAUUACGUUGGGAGUUAGCGACCCCAAAUUGGGGGCUGCUAUUACUGAAGCUCUUGGGAUACAAUGCAGCCAUGUUGGGGCUGUCCCAGAGGUAAUUAGAGGUAUUAGGCAUCAUUUCCACAACCUUGUGAAAGGUUUUACUGAGAAAAGUUCAGCCGUGGCCCAACUUGGCCUUGGACAUUCAUAUUCAAGAGCCAAAGUCAAGUUUAACGUUCACAGAGUUGAUAAUAUGAUAAUACAAUCAAUAGCCCUUUUAGACCAACUUGACAAAGACAUCAACACUUUCUCAAUGAGAAUUCGCGAAUGGUACUCUUACCAUUUCCCAGAAUUGGUAAAAAUUGUCCCCGAAAACUACACUUACGCCCGUUUGACGAAAUUCAUAAAAAAUCGCAAAGAACUAACCGAUGACUCUCUUGCGGGUUUAGAAGAAAUCACAAUGGAUUCAGGCAAAGCUCAGGCAAUUUUAGACGCAUCCAAGUCCAGCAUGGGCAUGGAUAUAAGCGUAGUUGAUUUGCUAAAUAUCGAAAUGUUUGCCGGCCGAGUGAUAGCCCUUGCUGACUAUCGAAACCAACUUUCCGAGUAUUUGAGAACAAAAAUGACCGACGUGGCCCCAAACCUGGCAAAAUUAAUCGGAGAACAAGUAGGGGCCCGCUUGAUCGCUCAUGCUGGGUCUUUAACAAAUCUUGCGAAAUACCCAGCGUCCACAGUUCAGAUCCUUGGGGCCGAAAAGGCCCUUUUCAGGGCUCUCAAGACCAGAGGAAACACUCCGAAAUACGGGUUACUUUUCCAUUCCACUUUUAUUGGACGUGCCGGGGCAAAAAACAAGGGGCGCAUCUCGAGGUAUCUGGCAAACAAAUGCUCGAUAGCAUCACGAAUUGAUUGUUUUACUGAACAACCAACACAGAUCUUUGGAGAGAAAUUGAGACAACAAGUCGAAGAUAGGCUCAAGUUUUAUGAAACAGGAGACGUUCCAAAGAAAAAUAUCGAAGUAAUGAAGGAAGCAAUGGAGGAAUUGGAACAAGAAACAGCGCAAAAUAAAUCUGAGAAGAAGAAGAAAAAGAAGAAACGUAAGUUGAAUGAUACGAAUGAGUCAGUGGGGGAGAAUGGCGUGGGCGAGACUAAUGGGAAUGCAGAAGAGGCGGAGGAGCCGCCCAAAAAGAAGAAAAAGAAAAAUAAGAAGAAUAAGCAAGAAGACGCUGAGUAAUUGUUUGGGAAAGUCGGGUCUCUAUUUUUAUUCUUGUAAAACCUAUUGUUUUUAAAUAGAUACUUGAUCAAAUUA
This is a messenger RNA of Tribolium madens (black flour beetle), 1685 nucleotides long. Its product is annotated as nucleolar protein 56. The coding region runs from base 132 to 1610 and encodes 492 amino acids. Gene Ontology annotation, molecular function: snoRNA binding. NCBI's taxonomy places the organism in Eukaryota, Metazoa, Arthropoda, Insecta, Coleoptera, Tenebrionidae. The record is from RefSeq and is a predicted model, not a curated record. Gene Ontology annotation, cellular component: small-subunit processome; box C/D methylation guide snoRNP complex. The transcript is spliced from 4 exons.